Fomitiporia mediterranea MF3/22 is the source of this 3412-nucleotide messenger RNA. RefSeq lists its product as uncharacterized. The coding region runs from base 93 to 3023 and encodes 976 amino acids. Lineage: Eukaryota; Fungi; Basidiomycota; Agaricomycetes; Hymenochaetales; Hymenochaetaceae. Gene Ontology annotation, biological process: establishment of cell polarity; positive regulation of G2/M transition of mitotic cell cycle. The record is from RefSeq and is a predicted model, not a curated record. The transcript has 2 exons. Gene Ontology annotation, cellular component: cytoplasm; cell septum.
GCGGGGCACCGACACGUCAUCCACCUAGAGACACCCCAAUUCGCCUGACGUCGCCCACACGCAUCCCGCACGACAGACCAAUUAACCCCGCCAUGCAACCCUCUCAAAAGGCGAUCGAGCGUGAAUUCGAGGCGUUGCGCGACAUCAGACGACGUUCGUCCUCCCAUGGCGGUCCUGGCUCACUCCUUCUUGAUCCAGACUUGCCGGCUGAACAACCGACAACCGCGCCGCCGUUGUCACCCCAGGCUUGGGCGGCAAAGGACAACGCAAAGGCGCCCGCGCUUGGACAGCAGGAUGGGGCGAGCACCAACGACGGUGGCUCCGCCGUCGACGACCCCUUUCAUCUCUUCUGGGUACCCGCGCACCUCCAUCCUGAGCUCGCACCUAGCGAGUUCCGCGCGUUUCUCAAGGAGCAUGCCCACGCGCCUCCCGCUGAUGGUCUGGGCACCGUACAGCUCGGUCGAUCGAGCUCGGCCUCGUCCGAUCUGGGUAGAAAACGAUCUAUGCUUAGUAGACAAUACAAGCCUCGCGAUAAUGAUGGCGUGGAAGAAGAACAUGUCGUGCCUCUGCGGCGGAACAAAAGUAUAUUCGCUCAGGAGGGUCCACAACUUACCAUCAGCGACUUGCAGAAACUUGAGGAACUCGCAGAUGAGGCAUCGAAAAGCGAAGAUCCGACUAAACUGCGCAGAGUACUGCGUAGGAGUAUGACUUUAAACGUUGCGCCAUCCUUUCUUGACCAAAUGGAUGAUGUUCCUGAUACUACAGACGAUGCUGACGCUCCCAUUAUCGUACCUCCACGUAAUCAGAUUCUACGACGAACAGCUCGGACAAAGAUUCGAAAACCAAAUCUAUCGGGAGACGGAGGUGGCCAUCGAUUCCCUGCAUCGCGGCGUAAAUCCGCUGGUCGUGCAAACUCGGUCGAUGUUAUAACAAGUCCGACGGAUGGAUCGUCAAGUGGUCAUGGCGAGAUCGAACCGUCAGUGAUUCCUCCACCGCCAAGACGAAGGAAGACGCUAGAGCCUGAAGAGCCACAAGAUAACAGACGCUUCACUUAUACUGACGAAGCCUCCAUCUUUGAUGCAUACGCAGAAGGACCUGAAGACGAAUCUCCUCAACAAAUUGCUCAGGCCCUUGCUACUCUCCCUGCCCCCGUCGUCGUCGAGACUCCUGUCGUGGCACCUUCUCGACCUUCUAUAUCAGAGCCUCCUAUACAACCUCAAACAGGCCAGCCACAGCCAUCUCCUGAUCCUGUCCUUUAUCAACCACAACCUCAGCGACUACUAUCCCCACAACAGCAGCAGCAAGUUCUCCAACAACCACCAUCGCGAACGCCUUCUCCAGAAGCGACUUCUCCUUCCGCCGAAAUUCAACGUCCCGAAUCUCGUUCUUCUGUCACCUCUGAAGCACCUUCACACCACAGUAUGGCUUCUACAACUACGGACAAACGGAAGGAAAAGGAUAAGAAGAGUCUAUGGAGGAAAGUCGGCGGGAGUAGUGAUAAAAGCUCAAAGAAGAGCCUGAAAGAAAAGGAGAAAGAUAAAGACAAGGAGAAAGAGGGUGGUUUCUUCGGUUCUCUCUUCGGAGGAAGCAAGAAAAAACAGGAGGAGAGUGCACCGAGCUCUCUUGGAGGUGGUGCAGGUCCGGCUACAGCUGCAGCACUUCUGGGCGCAUCCAAGUCGAAUAACAAGGCGUAUUCACCAUCAAUAUCGCCUCAACUUGGGAACCCUUAUGCGCGGUACCCGAUUCACGUCGAGCGUGCAGUAUACAGGCUUAGUCACAUCAAACUUGCAAAUCCACGACGACCUCUGUACGAACAAGUUCUAAUUAGUAAUCUUAUGUUCUGGUACCUCGGUGUUAUCAACAAAUCGAAUCAGGGACCUGGGGCACAGAAUCAGAACCAGCAGCAGCAAGCGCAGAAUCAAGGAGGUGGGGCGCAGAAUACGCAAGGUCAGGGCGGGGGAGGACAACAAGAUAAUGCUCAGGCGCCUCCGCAGACUGGUUCUGAGAAAGAACAUCUGGAGGAGCAGAGGGAACGGGAGGAGCGUGAGAGGGUGGAGAGGGAACGUGUUGAUGCGAGGGAGAAGACGGAGCAACGGCGCGAACCGAGACGGGGAAGUCUGACGAAACCUCCUCCAGGAGGAGGCCCAGCGUCUGGUGGACGACGAGCAGAGAUGGCUGUCAAGGGACCACAGUAUCAUCUACAAAGUCAGGUCAUCGAACAGGAAUAUGGUGGUCCAGCGCCUGUUACCCGGACAUCCUCAGCGCCUCCAUCGAGCAUACCACAAUCACAAGGCUACAAUGGUAGUUACUCACCUCGCGUGCAGUCCAUGCAAGCAUCUCCUAAGCAGCAACAGCAGCCGUCUUCACCGCAGCAGCAACAACAACAACAGAUGUACUCGCAGCCGAACGGGAAUCCGAAUUACUACUAUGGGCGUUCGGCGAGUCUCGAUUUCACGAACUCUCCUCCAUCCGGUUCGUCUUUGAAUAGUAGCUUACCUCCUGGAGCUAUGGCACCGCUCUCGACGAACGACCAGACGUGGCUAUCUUCGUCUCAGGCUGGUCGGAAUCAACAACCUACGUCACCAGUACAUGGAUACUCGCAAAGUACUGACUUUUCGUCGUAUAGCCUCCAAACGCAACAACAACCUCCCCGUCCAUCACGUUCUCCUCCAGGUAACGCUAUAAACUCAAGCUACGACUGGGGUCGAAAUGGGGAGUUACCACCAGGUGCGAAGACGCCGACGCGUUCUCUAUCAGCGAAUGCUGCUUCUGCACCUCCAGUACAAAGUCAGGGACAAUAUCAUGGGCAUUACACACAUCACGCACAUCACGCGCAACCAUAUAACGGUGGGGCGAAUUUUGGUUUGAGUGAAGGAGGGACAGGAGCAGGAGCAGGAGCAGGAGCAGGAGGCUUACGAAAGAAAAUGGCAAGUGCGAGUGCAGUUUCACCUGAGAGAAGACAACGGACAAGUGAUGAUGAGGACGUCCCGCUUGCUAUGUGGCAGGCUCAACGACGGAAAUGAAUGAAUAUCAUUAAUCAAUCAAUCAAUGACACUUCGAGUCACUUCACUUCAAAACAAUUCGCUUCUCUUUGCUUUUGUUUUUUUACUUUUGUUUCGAAAUGGAAAAUCAGGUUUCUUUUUACAUUUUUUCGUUAUUUUUUUAACCCGAGUUGUUGAAGUCUAUCAUAUCAAUGUAGUGGAACCCUUGCAUGCAUGCAUACCUCUAUCCGUCUAGCCGUCUAUCUCUCUAUUACCGUGUCCUAGUUUAUCUCUAUCUCUGUUUACCUCUCUCUCUCCCUCGCACAUCCCUCUCGUUGUUAAUAGCACUCUCUUUCCAUCCCCUAAAGCUCUCGCUACUUUUUCUUUCCUUCUUUAUUAUACUAUUCUUUUUCUUUCUCUUUUAUUUCGAC